GUUCCCGAGACCGACGAUCCAUCUGCACCAUCUCUGUCGAUUCGUAUGAUACUCCUGGGCACUAUCUUUGCUGUUUUGCUGGGCUUGAUGAACGGAAUUUUCUCUUUCCGUACCAACUCGUUUUACAUCAGUAGCAAUAUUGCCGCCAUUCUUUCAUACCCGAUGGGUAUAUUUUUGGCUGCUGUUCUUCCUCGUGGUAUUCUUAAUCCUGGUCCUUUCACCAUCAAGGAGCACGUUCUUGUAUAUAUGAUUGCUGGUGCUGCUGGUGGUCAACCUUACGGUGUUGAAAACGUCAUUGGUCAAAAGUUUGACAAGUUUAUGGGUGAUACCAGAAUUACGUUUUGGAAUUCGAUUCUGUUUGUCAUUACCACUCAAAUGAUCGGAUAUGGUCUGUCGGGUAUGACUCGUCGCUUCCUUGUUCGACCUGCUGCCAUGUACUGGCCCACUGUGCUAUCUACCGUCGCUCUGUUUGUAUCGUUCCAUGAAACCGAAGAAUCAGAAGAGUCCAAGAAAGUCGGCGGCCUGUCACGAUUUUCUUUCUUUUGGCUUGCUUUUUGUGUCAUGUUCAUUUACCAGUGGAUCCCCACUUUCUUUGCCACCGCUCUUCAAGCUCUUUCGGUAAUUUGCAUGUUUACUCAUGCCAGUAAAACAGCGCGCUUCCUUGGAUCCGCAUCGCCCAACACUGGUGUUGGCAUUCUUUCGUUUUCACUUGACUGGUCCAAUAUUGGUUCGGGUGUCAUUUCUAUCCCCUGGUGGGUGAUUGUCAACUCGGUGUUCUCCAACAUUGUCGUCUUGUGGAUCAUCGUGCCUAUUACAUACUAUCGCAAUACAUUUGGUAAUCCCACUCUUGCCCACGUGUACACGUUUGAGGAUGGUACUCCCUUCCCCAUUCUCAACACUCCUGCUCUAUUCACUAAAACCGGCGCUCGUAUUCGUGCUACUAGCUUCUAUGACAGAAACAACUUUGAGCUCAACGAGACUGCGUAUGAUCUUGUCAAGCCUAUCUAUCUUACUGAGAUGUUUGCAGUCAGCUACUCCAUGUCUUUCUUUGCACUUACGUGCGGUAUAUCUCAUGUUGCUCUUUGGUACUAUAAGGAUAUUAUACGUCAAACCAAGGAGAUGUUUAAUCAGGUUGACGAAGCUCAUGCUGACAUCCACAAUGAGUUGAUGAAGGCUUACCCCGAUAUUCCUGAAUGGAUGUAUAUGUCAUGGCUAGCUUUCUGGCUUGUUGUCAUGUUGUUUGUUGGUAUUUUUACACCUUUCCAUUUGCCGUGGUGGGGUACUCUUUUCGGUCUUGUUCUCGCGUUCAUCUUUUUGAUUCCGUAUGGUAUCAUUCAAGGUUCAUCUGGACAGCAGCUUGGCCUCAAUAUCAUCACUGAAUUGCUCAUGGGUCUGUUUAUUCCUGGACAAACGGUCGCUGUCAUGACAUUCAAGUCAUACUCGUACAAUAUCAUGAUCCAAGCAUUGUCCUUGACAUAUGACUUGAAAGUAGGACAUUAUUUACACAUCAAUCCUGUCCACAUGGUCAUUUCACAGUUAUGGGGAACAAUUAUUGGUGCGUUUUCCAACACUGCAGCCGUAUGGAUUGCGAUUGAUUAUUUCCCACUUGGCAACGAAGAUUGGUCGUAUCCCGGACAUACCACCUUUUUCAAUGCCGGUGCUAUUUGGGGUGCUAUUGGACCUGGAAAGUUUUUUGGAGCGUCGUCACCAUACUUUUCACUCAAUCUAGGCUAUCUUUUUGGUGCUAUUCUUCCCAUUCUGCCAUGGCUUGCCAACAAGGGAUAUCCCCAUCCAUACUGGCGAUUUGUCCACUUUCCCAUCAUGGCAGGUAUUGCUGGAGCAGGUGGUAUCCAGUCAUCUCUUUUGUCCAGUUUAAUCAUAUCCUUCACUUUCAUGUGCUACCUGUUCACAUACAGCCGACCUUGGUGGACAAAGUAUAAUUACGUGUUGGCAUCUGCUCUUGACUCUGGAUCAGGUGUAGGAGUUUUGCUGUCGACUUUGGUUGCCAUGAAAGUCAUUAUUCCUCCCUCUGCUGCCAAUCCACCAUUGUUUGAUUUCUACUGCACCGGAUCCAACUGGGACUCGGAGCAGUUCCUGUGAUUUUAUACUCUUAUCGUAUACUUGUUUGCAAUUAUGUUUUUCUUUGUGCUGUAAGAAAAUAAAAUAUCAUGUUG
This is a messenger RNA of Batrachochytrium dendrobatidis JAM81, 2174 nucleotides long. RefSeq lists its product as uncharacterized. NCBI's taxonomy places the organism in Eukaryota, Fungi, Chytridiomycota, Chytridiomycetes, Rhizophydiales. Gene Ontology annotation, biological process: transmembrane transport. The record is from RefSeq and is a predicted model, not a curated record. Gene Ontology annotation, molecular function: oligopeptide transmembrane transporter activity. The transcript has 2 exons. Gene Ontology annotation, cellular component: plasma membrane. Bases 46 to 2100 code for a protein of 684 amino acids.